This is a messenger RNA of Arachis ipaensis, 1066 nucleotides long. Its product is annotated as transcription factor BEE 1-like. The record is from RefSeq and is a predicted model, not a curated record. Lineage: Eukaryota; Viridiplantae; Streptophyta; Magnoliopsida; Fabales; Fabaceae. Gene Ontology annotation, biological process: regulation of DNA-templated transcription. Gene Ontology annotation, cellular component: nucleus. Gene Ontology annotation, molecular function: protein dimerization activity; DNA-binding transcription factor activity.
CAUUAUAAAUAGUAGUAUUGUUAUCCACAUUAUCUAGACAUACAAGUAAAGCCUCUCACAUAAUCUGUUUUAUAAAGUCACAUCACAUGGCUGAAUUCACAGCAGAUUUGCAUAGUUUUAGACCUUCUUUUCCUUUCUUAGAUAUUAACACUAUGGAACUAACAAAUGGAUUCAAAGGGGUGAUGAAUGUGAAUUCACAUAUCCUAAACAACAACUCAAGUUUGCAUAUGCAGGACUUUUUAAUGCCUUUCAACACAAGUCACAGCUUCAUAAGUUCUCCAGAAUCUGAAUUUUCAGGCCUUGUCCAUUAUGUUAAUCACAGUGAUCUUCCAUCUUCACUUACCAUAUCUUCAGCAGAUAAUGAAAUCCAACAAGGUAAAAAGCGCAAAGCGGUUGAUACGCCGGACACCAUGUCAGCAAACUCAACUCCUGCAGUAUCUGAGAGUGGCAGCAACACAAAAAAUAACUAUGGAAGAGGGAAGAGAGGAAAAAAGAAUGAAACAGAAGAAAAGAAAUCAAAGGAAGUAGUUCAUGUUAGAGCAAGAAGAGGCCAAGCUACUGAUACUCACAGUUUAGCAGAAAGGGUUAGAAGAGGGAAAAUCAAUGAGAAACUUAAAUUCUUACAGAACAUUGUCCCGGGAUGUUAUAAGACUAUGGGAAUGGCAAUAAUGUUGGAAGAGAUCAUAAACUAUGUUCAGUCCUUGCAGCAUCAAGUGGAGUUCCUCUCUAUGAAGCUUAAUGCAGCAAGUGCUUUCUAUGACUUCAACUCACAGACAGAUGCUUUCGAAACAGUGCUGAGAGCAAGGGCAUCAGAAGCAAAAGAGUUGGCGAAGAAUGAGAGAGAGGGACAUGGCAUUCAACCAACUUGGCCUUAUUGCUUUUAAGUUUUAACCACACAAGUCAUGAACCAUGAAGAAGUUAUAUAUGUUUUUCUAGUUCCUACCAUUUUAGAAGAUCAUUUGUUUCCAUUCGUUCACAAUUCUUGUUUGUAUAAUCCCAACAACUCAAUUGAGCCAAUACGUGAUGUGUUCUUGAGUGAAAAUUGAAAUAUAUUAUAAUAAUAAAA